AUGACAAUGUUGUGCCACAUUUGGACUUCUACAUCCAAGUUUGAUAAUGAAGGAAAAACAAUGCUAUUUGAUGAAAGGGGGCACAUGACUCAUAUUUUUGAGAAGCUGAUAAUAGAGUAUUUUGACAUGUUUGAGAGCUUGCUUAAACAGAAUUUGAUUCUCGAGAAAUUUGACAUAGACAAUAUGUUUGUGAAUAUCUUUGAUAGGGUGCCCACAUUGCGCGUUUUGCUCACAGAAGUUACGAAAGUCCCAUUCAUAGGUGUGCUUAACCGGAAGCUUGCCUGGGAUUGCCCCCCAUUCAUAGGUGUGCUUAACCGGAAGCUUGCCUGGGAUUGCCCCCGUAGUUCAUAUCAUGGUGUGAGGAUCAAUGCCAUAGGACAAGGGAUCGUCUCACAGAAAAAAUUGUGAUGUGAAAAAGCUGAGGAGAUAUCCACACAACUGUAAUGAUGUUAUCAAAGGGGAAUAUCUGUUGUCCCUAGUAGCUUAUGACCACAGUGAAAUUAAGUAUCUGCCGAGACAUUCAGGCCUAACUUGGC
Molecule: messenger RNA, 536 nt
Organism: Panicum virgatum (switchgrass)
Lineage: Eukaryota; Viridiplantae; Streptophyta; Magnoliopsida; Poales; Poaceae
Exons: 4
Coding region: 1-408 (135 amino acids)
Source: RefSeq, a predicted model, not a curated record